AUGGAAGUCCCGUUUCUAAACAAGAAUUUUUCAUCUUCAUCUUCUUCAAAUUCAAAUUCAUCAUGGGCUUGGCCUUCUUGUCACCAAAACCCUAGAACCGUAUCUUUCAGAGCCACCAUUACCGCAAACAACCCUUAUGACGUUGAUGAGAAAGAGGAAGAGGAAGAGGAAGAGAAAGAGGAGCCACUUUUUUCCAUCAUCUUAUCCUCCUCAUCCUCCUCCACCCAAUCCACCGUUGACGGCAUAGAAGAGUUGCCAGAGACCGAGUCUAUAGAGAAUGUGAUCAAAGGUAUUAAACCAUCAGAAAGACUCAUCUUUGACCAAAAAGGAAAAUCCAAAUCUAUACUCGAAGAGAUGACGAACAAGGAUACAAAUCCUUGGAAUCAAUCCACCUUUUCUACUAUUACAAAUGAUUCAUGGUGGAGAUGGUUGAGGUACACACCCUUCAUCACAGCUAGAGAAGCCUCAAAAUGUAUCAUGAAGACGACCAAAUAGAUAAAUGACAUGUACAAGUUUGAUGUUUGUACGUCGUGAUAGACGCGAGGUAAGCAUGCACAAUUGACGUUUGUAUUGAAAUCUAUAAGAGUUGCGUCUAGGGAGACUGAUACGAAUCGAAUAGAUCUUUUCGGAGGUUUCAUCUGAUGCCAUAUGAACAGUUAGUAUACUCGUGAGCUCUUCUUCUUUCUUUGCUUCCA
Molecule: messenger RNA, 695 nt
Organism: Eruca vesicaria subsp. sativa (arugula)
Lineage: Eukaryota; Viridiplantae; Streptophyta; Magnoliopsida; Brassicales; Brassicaceae
Source: the annotation of a GenBank genome assembly